CGAUCUGUUGUUUGAUGUUUUUCCGAAUCCAAAUGGGCCUGAUCCACUAUUUAUAAAUUGUCACACUUUUCCUCAUUGUCAGUCAGUCCCGGCAGAGGUAUGGGCGAAAGUUCAAACCUUCCAAAACCCUAGCCAUUCCCUCUCUCCGGACACUCCCGCAGAUCUAUCAUUUUUUAACUUUGAAUUUGUGAAGCUCGAAACCUACGAGAAUGUCGAUGUCUAAGGGCUCGAAGAUGCUGCAGUUCAUCAACUACCGGAUGCGUGUGACCAUCCAGGAUGGUCGUCAAUUGGUGGGCAAAUUCAUGGCUUUUGAUCGACAUAUGAAUCUCGUUCUAGGCGACUGUGAGGAGUUCCGGAAGCUUCCGCCAGCCAAGGGCAAGAAGAACAACGAGGAACGCGAGGACCGACGUACUCUUGGCCUAGUCCUUCUCCGUGGCGAGGAGGUCGUAUCCAUGACUGUCGAGGGGCCACCGCCUCCGGAGGAAUCGCGUGCGAAGGCCGUCUCUGCUAAUGCCGUCGCAGGCCCUGGAAUUGGCCGCGCUGCUGGACGUGGUGUGCCUACUGCUCCCCUUGUGCAAGCUCAGCCAGGACUUGCUGGCCCGGUCCGUGGUGUUGGUGGGCCCGCGCCAGGAAUGAUGCAGCCCUCGUUGUCUCGCCCUCAACUAUCUGCACCGCCGAUGACUUACCCUGCCCCUGCACCUCCUCCUGGGUCAGGUGCUCCUCCGGUUAUCCGACCGCCUGGACAGAUGCCACCUGGCGCUGCUCCCUACCCAGGCAUGCCUCGUGGCCCGCCUCCACAAAUGCAGCCGCCACAGUACGGAGUUAGGCCACCACAGCAAGGUUUCCAGAUGCCAGCACCACCACAGUACGGGCAGAGACCCAUGGGAGUCCCACAUCCACCGCAGAAUCCCAUGAUGAGAGGACCUCCUCCUCCACCACGACCUGGAAUGCCGGGCCCUCCUCCACCACGUCCUGGGAUGCCACCUCCCCCUGGUGGUGUUCCUGUCUAUGGUCCACCUCGUCCAGGUAUGCCGCCUCCACCAAACCCUCAGCAGCAGCAAAAUCAGCAACAGUGAUAACAUGGAGUGGGGUGCUGAUCAAUUCGUUGGGCCAUGGCUGGUACUGAGCAACCUUUCUGGUAAAUUCAAAUGAGUACAGUUCUCUAGCUGGGGUGUUAAUAGAUCUUAUUAUCUCGGUUUCUCGCAGUUUGCCUGUGUGCGCUUAUGUAACAAUUAACAUAAACGGAGGGGAAUGUUAAGUCUUUAUCCUAUAUUGGAUUGACAUAACCUAACUAAGUGAACAUUCUUCCUCACAC
This is a messenger RNA of Tripterygium wilfordii, 1315 nucleotides long. Its product is annotated as small nuclear ribonucleoprotein-associated protein B'-like. Gene Ontology annotation, molecular function: RNA binding. NCBI's taxonomy places the organism in Eukaryota, Viridiplantae, Streptophyta, Magnoliopsida, Celastrales, Celastraceae. The coding region runs from base 210 to 1076 and encodes 288 amino acids. The record is from RefSeq and is a predicted model, not a curated record. Gene Ontology annotation, cellular component: U5 snRNP; U4 snRNP; catalytic step 2 spliceosome. Gene Ontology annotation, biological process: mRNA splicing, via spliceosome. The transcript is spliced from 2 exons.